AAAAAAAGACAACCUAACUUUCAAGAGGACAUACAGAGACAACUAAUAAAUUUAACAAGGACUAAAAUAAAAAGAAAAACAGAAGUCCCUGCCACCCUCCCUCUGCAUAUGUAUAAAAUCCAUUCAAUAGGUUACCCAACAAGCAAUUAAGCAAACCUCUUUCUCUCUCUCUCUCUCUCUCUCUCUCUCAGCUUUCUAAUUCAUCAUCAUCAUCAUCAUCAUCAUCAAAUCAAUGGAAGACCUCCUCCUUUUUCCCAGCAGCACCAACAACAUCAACAACAACAAUAAUAACAGCAACAACAUAUCUAUCCAGUAUCAACUACAGCAACUCCUUCAAUCCCAAUCCCAACCACAACCAUGGUCACAUGCCAUCAUCUGGUCUUCCUCACCAGACCUCCUUCUCCUCUCCUGGCAUGCUGGCAUCUUCAUCCCAAACAACACCAAUUCCAACUCCACUAACAUCAAUGGUAGCAACAACAGUACUAUUAUUGACAUUAACUAUAACAGUAGUAGCAAUUGCAGCAAAACUGCAGGACGGUACUCAAACUCCAAUGAAACCAUGGUAGAUGAUGCCGAGUGGUUUUACAUCAUCUCUUCAAACCGUUCAUUUCAUUGCAAUGACUUGAAUACACUCCCUUCCCGUUCCUUCUCCACUUCCACUUCCAUAUGGCUCUCUGGUUCUCACCAUCUUCAAUCAGCUUCAUCCUGUCCUCGCGCUGCUGAUGCUCGUUUCCAUGGCAUCAAUACUCUUGUUUACAUCCCUCUCCCUAUUUUCUCUUCCGUACUUGAACUUGCCUCCCCUGUCGUCAUCCCCCGUGAUUCUCUUUUCAUUCAACAAGCUCAGUUCUCCAUCUUCUUAUCAACUUCACCAAAUACUCUUUCAGUAAUCUCUCCUCCUCAUCCUCCUUCACAAGGACCAUCACCAUCACCAUCACCACUACAAGCACAAGCACAAGCACAACAAGCACAACAAGUACAACAAGCAACAGUAGCCAUAGUUACAAGUCUCAAAAAAGAGUCUUCAUCCUCUGAUCAUUAUGAUUCAGACCAACACCAACCUCGCCGGAGAAAACGUGACAGGCAAGAUGGUAUCCCUGUCAACCACGUUGAAGCGGAGAGGCAACGAAGGGAGAAACUCAACCACCGGUUCUACGCACUCCGUUCAGUCGUCCCCAACGUGUCACGCAUGGACAAAGCUUCACUCCUCGCCGACGCCGUCACGUACAUUAAUGAACUCAGAAACAGAGUUUCAGAACUUGAAGCCCAUGAACAACAACAACAUCAACAACAACAACAACAACCAAGCACAAUCAUCACACCAAUGACGUUCAAGAAGGAGAACAACAACAACAACAACAAUAACAUGGAUCAGAGCAUGAGUAGCAUUACUUCUUCAGCUACUUCAGCUUGUAAUAUCAUCAAUGGUGGUGGAGGUGUUGGGAGGAUGGAUUUAGAGGUGAGAUUGAUAGGACAAGAGGCAGUCAUAAGGGCACAGUCCUGCACCGGAGGACACCCAGCAGCGAGACUAAUGAAUGCAAUGAGCGAGCUAGAGCUGCAAGUGAGCCAUGCAAGUGUGACUAAGGUUAAGGAACUAAUGCUACAAGACGUUGUGGUUACAGUCCCUCAUGGACUCCAAAGAGAAGAUGUUCUCACUGCUGCACUUCUUUCUAAGCUUGACACACAUCAUCAUCAGCAGCAGCAUCAGUAAAAACAUCAACAACAAUGCAUGAUAAUUAACUGUGAGGAUCGAAUAAGAUGUUAUAAUUAGUAUAUAUGAUGUUCAUCGUCAUCAUAGUUGUCGUUAUUAUGGUAUUAUUAUAUGAUCGAUUCUCCUAUGAUAUGAUAUGAUAUAUAAAUAUAUAUGUAUGCAUGAGAAAGUUGUACUGAAGAU
Messenger RNA from Dioscorea cayenensis subsp. rotundata (Guinea yam), 1891 nucleotides. RefSeq names its product transcription factor MYC3-like. Lineage: Eukaryota; Viridiplantae; Streptophyta; Magnoliopsida; Dioscoreales; Dioscoreaceae. Gene Ontology annotation, cellular component: nucleus. Bases 233 to 1708 code for a protein of 491 amino acids. The record is from RefSeq and is a predicted model, not a curated record. Gene Ontology annotation, biological process: regulation of DNA-templated transcription. The transcript has a single exon. Gene Ontology annotation, molecular function: DNA-binding transcription factor activity; protein dimerization activity; transcription cis-regulatory region binding.